Bubalus bubalis (water buffalo) is the source of this 3469-nucleotide messenger RNA. It is a transcript of the gene PHTF1, whose product is annotated as putative homeodomain transcription factor 1. Lineage: Eukaryota; Metazoa; Chordata; Mammalia; Artiodactyla; Bovidae. The transcript has 19 exons. Gene Ontology annotation, cellular component: endoplasmic reticulum. The coding region runs from base 669 to 2957 and encodes 762 amino acids. The record is from RefSeq and is a predicted model, not a curated record.
UGGUCUGCGGAGCUGCUGCUUCCCAGGUCUGGGUCGGCUGAGUCACGGCCCGGCCCGGCCCGGCCUAGCGAGCACGCGUGCCCGCCGCCCCGAAGCAGCUGCCACCGGACCUUGGGACCUCUGCACUUGACUCUUGCGGCCGGGCACAAAACCUUCGGCCGUUGCCGUAGCGACUGGCAGUCUAGCGAAUACCCCCUUCACUUUUUAUCGCCCUCGUUUCUCAGUUCAUUGUUUGGUUAUUUUAGGGUCAGUCCGAUGACCCUAUAGGUCGGGCUUGGAGGGCGCCGGCUCUCUGGCGGCAGACUGCCCUCGUCUGGGCGCUGGGCAGCCGGCUGCCUCUGAGGCUGGGGCGGCCUCCCCGGUCUCCAUGGUAACGGCCCGGCCGGCGUCUCUGCUUCGGGGGGAAGAUGCGGCCUGCCGGGUCCGCCGCCUCGCCCCCGGCCUCACGGGCGGGCCGGGGCCACUGAGAAGGAAGGUCCCGGCCGCCGGACGGCGGGGCAUUGGUCACCAGUCGGCCGGAGAACGAGACGGUCAGCAGCUUAUGGAGAGGCUGAGAGAAGCGUUUUUUGACUUCUGUCCAAACUGGGAAAGUACCUUUAAACUACUGGAUUCACGGACUGGUUUUCCUUCGUUUUCAGUGAAAUCCCAUUCUCUGGCUGGAGACACAGAUGGCCUCAAAUGAGAGAGAUGCUAUAUCGUGGUACCAAAAGAAGAUUGGAGCAUAUGAUCAGCAGAUAUGGGAAAAGUCAAUCGAACAGACUCAGAUUAAGGGCUUCAAAAACAAACCAAAAAAGAUGGGUCACAUAAAGGCAGACUUGAUUGAUGUUGACUUAAUCAGAGGCUCAACAUUUGCUAAAGCCAAACCUGAAAUUCCAUGGACAUCUCUGACUCGGAAGGGGCUUGUUCGAGUUGUGUUUUUUCCACUUUUCAGCAGUUGGUGGAUUCAAGUUACCUCUUUAAGAAUCUUUGUUUGGCUGCUACUGCUUUACCUCAUGCAAGUGAUAGCACUCGUGUUAUAUUUUAUGAUGCCUAUCGUGAAUGUAAGUGAAGUCCUCGGACCCUUGUGCCUUAUGUUACUCAUGGGAACUGUCCACUGUCAAAUUGUGUCUACUCAGAUAACAAGGCCAUCAGGGAACAAUGGAAAUCGGAGAAGAAGAAAAUUACGAAAAACUGUGAAUGGUGAUGGGAGCCGAGAAAAUGGAAAUAACUCCUCUGAUAAAGCCAGAGGAGUGGAAACUUUGGAAUCUGCACCCCUUAAUGGUAGUUUUUGGAGGACUCUCUUUGGCAACAGGAUGAAAAGAGUUAAAUUAAUAUGUAACAGAGGGACGGAAACUGACUAUGAUUCAGGUUGUCUGCAUCCUAUCAUCAAGAAGAGACAGUGUCGACCAGAGAUCAGAAUGUGGCAAACAAGAGAGAAAGCAAAAUUUUCCGAUGGAGAAAAGGGCCGUAGGGAGUCUUUUAGGCGUUUGGGUAAUGGGAUUUCAGAUGAUCUGUCAAGUGACGAUGACGGUGAAGCCCAGACACAGAUGAUGAUACUGCGGAGGAGUGUGGAAGGGGCCUCAAGUGACAACGGUUGUGAAAUUAAGAGUAGAAAAUCAAUACUUUCAAGACAACUAAACACUCAGGUAAAAAAGACCACUUCCAAGUGGUGCUCUGUUGUGCGGGAUUCAGAUAGCCUGGCUGAAUCAGAGUUUGAAUCAGCAGCCUUCAGUCAGGGCUCUAGGUCUGGCAUGAGUGGUGGCUCUCGAAGCCUCAACAUGUUGAGAAGAGACUCGGAGAGCACCCGCCACGACUCGGAGACAGAGGACAUGUUAUGGGAUGACCUGCUGCAUGGCCCUGAGUGCCGGUCAUCUGUCACCAGCGACAGUGAGGGGGCACAUGUGAGCUCCCUUCACUCAGGGACCAAACGGGACCCCAAAGAGGAUGUUUUCCAGCAGAACCAUUUAUUCUGGCUUCAGAACUCAAGUCCUGCCUCGGAUCGAGUUAGUGCAAUAAUCUGGGAAGGGAAUGAGUGCAAAAAGAUGGAUAUGUCUGUGUUGGAAAUAAGUGGCAUCAUCAUGAGCAGGGUUAAUGCAUAUCAGCAAGGAGUAGGUUAUCAGAUGCUGGGAAAUGUCGUCACCAUUGGAUUAGCAUUUUUCCCUUUUUUACACCGACUGUUCCGUGAGAAGAACCUUGACCAGCUAAAGUCCAUCUCAGCUGAGGAGAUCUUGACUCUCUUUUGUGGGGCACCACCUGUUACACCUAUUAUUAUUUUGUCUAUAAUUAACUUUUUUGAGCGACUGUGUCUUACCUGGAUGUUUUUUUUCAUGAUGUGUGUGGCAGAGAGAACAUAUAAACAGAGAUUUUUAUUUGCAAAACUCUUCAGCCAUAUUACUUCUGCCAGGAAAGCUAGGAAAUAUGAAAUACCUCAUUUCAGACUUAAAAAGGUGGAGAACAUUAAGAUAUGGUUAUCACUGCGUUCCUUUCUAAAGAGACGGGGCCCACAGCGAUCGGUGGACGUCGUUGUGUCUUCCGUCUUCCUGCUGACACUUUCCAUUGCUUUCAUUUGUUGUGCCCAGGUACUCCGUGGACAUAAAACUUUCCUAAAUGAUGCUUAUAAUUGGGAGUUUUUGAUCUGGGAAUCAGCUUUACUACUUUUCUUACUGCGCUUAGCCUCACUGGGGUCUGAAACCAAUAAGAAAUACAGCAAUGUCUCAAUAUUACUUACUGAACAGAUUAAUUUAUAUCUUAAAAUGGAAAAAAAGCCGAAUAAGAAAGAACAGCUUACCCUAGUAAACAAUGUGUUAAAGCUCUCCACCAAGUUGUUAAAAGAGUUGGACACACCAUUUAGACUCUAUGGACUAACGAUGAAUCCCUUAAUCUACAAUAUCACACGAGUCGUUAUCCUUUCUGCAGUCUCGGGUGUUAUAAGUGAUCUUCUAGGAUUUAAUAUAAGACUGUGGAAAAUUAAGUCAUAAGCUGAGUCAUGUGCCUGGACUCUCUCCCCUUGCUGGCAUCAGUGCUUACCCCAUUAAGGAAAGAGAUGACUGCAAAACCAUGAGACACGCACCUGCUUGUUCAUACGCAGAGGUGCCCUCAGCUCUCCUAAUCUAAUGAAUCGUGUUUUCAGAGGAACAGAGCCUUUUCCAACUGGGCGUGCAUGCCAAAAUCCUGUAUUUUCAUGGUUUUCAAAUAGUAUGAAUAGUCAGGAGACUGAAGAAUGUUGUGUUAUAGUAACUUAAGGACAACUUUUUAAGUUAGGAAAUUUAUUCUGGGCAUUUCAAUGCUGUGACAGUUAUAUUUACUGGAAAUACUCUUUUGGGUAGAUGCCCAAAGCAUGAAGCAAAAUCCUAUAUUGGAAAUAUGCAAAUUCAGUACUUUUCUAUUACAGUCUAUAGAACUGGAUAUUUCAUUUCUCUAGCAAAGAGAGAUCAAGUUUAAAUUUUAACUAUUUUAGGUUGAACCUGAAUAAAAGAACUUUAUUGGAGAA